Molecule: messenger RNA, 1935 nt
Organism: Exophiala viscosa
Lineage: Eukaryota; Fungi; Ascomycota; Eurotiomycetes; Chaetothyriales; Herpotrichiellaceae
Product: putative secretory lipase
Exons: 1
Coding region: 110-1549 (479 amino acids)
Biological process (GO): lipid catabolic process
Molecular function (GO): triacylglycerol lipase activity
Source: RefSeq, a predicted model, not a curated record
UUCCUACCCUCGUAGUCCCGUUCGCUUCUCCCAUUCACGACCACUAACCCUCGGUACACCUCAAUUCCCUCUUCUCCUCAAGGCAUAUCCAGCCUCCUCUCCUAUCAACAUGGCUUCCAUCAUUACCGCCGUCAUUCUACUACUCCUUACGAGCAGCAAACAUGUCACAGCUCAAGUCGAUCCCACCUUCGCAGCGAGCCACUCCUGCAACGCCACAUGCCAGGCAUACACCGACACUGGUCUAGCAUUCGAAGCCAGCCAGCAUGCCACAGCCAACGACCCUUUCUACACAGUCUCAUCCAACUUCACAUCUGACUCCCAGCCCGGCACCAUCCUCUCCAUAGAAGCAGUCACCAACCUAACGAACUACACCGUCCCCUCAGGGCUCACCAUGUCCCGCUUCCAAUACACAACGACCAACCUCAACGGUACAGCGAUUCCAGCAUCAGCGUACGUCCUCUGGCCUUAUACGCCGUACACGCCCAAGAACUCAAACUCCACCAAAAUCCCCAUGGUAGCAUGGGCACACGGAACCACCGGCUCAGGGGCUCUCUGUGCCCCAUCCAACUACCAGGCCCUGCAAUAUAACUUCAUCGUGCCCUUCCCUCUAGCUUUGGCGGGUUUCGCAGUCGUGGCUCCCGACUACGCCGGUCUAGGAGUCAGCCACUUCGCCAACGGCACCCGCAUCCCACACGCCUGGGUCUCGUCUCCGUCUCAAGCCAACGACCUCGCGAACGCCGUCCUCGCAGCCCGCUCCGCCUUCCCCAGUUUGUCCCAAGAUUUCGUCGUCAUGGGCCACUCGCAAGGCGGCGCCGCGUCCUACGCCUACGCACAACGACAGGCCCACUCCCCUGUCUCGGGAUACCUCGGCACAAUCUCCAUCGGAUCACUCUCCACGCCAAUCAAGCAAGUCGAAGCAGCGUUCGUGAAUCCCCUAGACACGUCCCUCCAGACGAGCUUCAGCUACCAGGACAUGCUGAUCGCCGCAGUCACAGCAGAUUACCCGGCGUACAACUACAGUGGCUUCACCGACCUGGGUCUCAAGAGAUGGCAAAUCCUCAUGGAAUACGGUGGAUGUCUGCCGACCUCGAGCCUGUUGUUUGCCGACGUGAACCUGGUGACGAUGAUAGGUAAGCCAGGAUGGUACCAAGAUUCCACGGUCCAAACUUGGGCCGCGAGGAUAUCGGGCGGUGGGAAACCGCUGGUAGGCCCUUUGCUGGUGAUUGCAGGAGAGGACGACAAAGCCGUGCCGCUUGAGACCGUGGAGGCGGCGUUCAACGCCAGUAGUGCUUUGGCGGCAAAUGCAAAUCAGAGCAUGGAACUCGCGGUCUAUCAGGGACUAGACCACUUCCCGACCAUUGAUGGCUCGCAUGCAAAAUGGAUGGACUGGAUCAAGGCGAGGUUCGAUGGGGAGGUUAUUACGAGCAAAGAACUACAUACGUCGACUUUCAUCCAGGGUCCACGACUUGCUGGGACAAAGCAGAGUACUUUGCCGAAUUGGCUGGUGCAAUUACCUGGACCGCUUGAUGUUUGGAAAACGGCACUUUAAAGUCGGACCACCAUGGUAAGUUACGACGUGGGAGUGGCAGCGGCAUUUUGGACAGUGACGACUUAGGUCGUGGGUGUACCAAAAUAUAAAUACUAUAUCCUGAGCGAGGCUCACGGUGCAAACCACAAGGGAUAGUCCGUCCAUGCAUAGUGUGCCUUGAUAAGCAUAAAGGUAUCCUCUAGAUCCCACCUGCUGAUUCUGCCCCAUCUAUCAUUACUCGCAUCGUGCAGAGGCCUGGAUUGAUCUCCAGCCUCAGUGGCUUUGCAAGAGUCGGCUCUGAUCGUGGCCGUUACUUGACAAUCCAAUGUUCCGUCAUCAAAAUAGGGUCGUCGACAUCGUCCGCCCUGUAUCUACUUCCAGAGGUGGGGAUUGUCUCGCCGUGACCA